Dimorphilus gyrociliatus is the source of this 496-nucleotide messenger RNA. NCBI's taxonomy places the organism in Eukaryota, Metazoa, Annelida, Polychaeta, Dinophilidae. The record is from the annotation of a GenBank genome assembly.
AAUGCGGAGACUCGUUAGCAGAUUUAUACAUCAAUGGAAAAAACAAAUGAGGCAGGACGGUGUGAACGAGGACGAUCUAUUGGAGAUUAAACAGGAUAUCUCUUCGCUUAGAUACGAACUAAGAGAGGAUAGAAAAAGAGAAUCCGCUAGAACGAGUAGCCAUAUUGAAACUGUAAAAAGGGACGUUAUAAGAUCAAUUCAUCAGUCGAACCCUAGUAUGGACCACGCGUGUGUUGUUGAUCCAAUGAGCGAGAUAAGCCAAGCCGUCCAUAGACCUCCUUCUCCCUCGUAUGCCGCCUAUAGUCCUCCCACGCUGAGUUUCCUCAAUCCAAGCGAAAUCGACGCGCUUCGAAAGGAAAUUAUUAUUGGUUUAAAGGCAGAAAUACGUGAAUUGGCUAUGGAGAUGGUUCGUGAUAAUGGCAACAACGCAGCGGCACCUAGUGCACCAUCUUUAAAUGCUGAAUUGUAUCACACUCAUCUAUACACUCAGUUGUAA